UUCUAUAUUUUGCAUCGACUGAACGCUUGAGUCAACGGUAUUUUGUGUCGAAUGAUAUGAACUAAUUCAACAUUGAGUGGCUAUAAUUUCACAUGUUUUAGAUUUUUGAAACUUGGAAGUGUUCCUAGAGCAUUUUAUGACCAUGUCGUCAUUGAAAAGAGAUAAACGAUUAGAGUCAAAGAAAAGAAAAGCAGCUGCUUUCCUACAGCUGGUAAAGGAAGAAGAUGAUGAGACUGAACCUGUCAAAAAGAAAAUGACUGAAGAAUCCCAAACAAAUCCUACAGCACAGCCUUCAGGGAGUACUGGGAAUAAGAAAUCUAAUAAUUUCCAGCAAAUGGCAGAGGAGGAACUUCUUAAACUUAGACAAGCUUUGAGGGAGCGACAGAAAGCUGCAAUGGAAAAGCCAAAAGUGUUUUUGACAUUAGAAGAAUUGGCCAGAGAAAAUGUGUCACACUUUGAAACAGAUUUAAAGGAAGAGGAAAUCCCUCCUCUGUUUAUCAGUGAUGUACAAAGUCUUAUUUUGUUUGCAGUGCAAGGGUCUGCUUGUAGAAUGAAACCGAGAUGGUGCAGAUUACUUCGAUGUACAAAAGUGACCAGUAUUGUUGUCAUGGUGAUGAAUGGAGUCAGUAACAUAGAGCUGGAGAAAUAUCCCAAUUCAUUUCCCACAAUCCGAAAUGCAUUUCAGACACACAUAGAGGUGGUGAAUCCAUCACAGUAUGCCAAAUCGGUGCCAACAGAAUUAUUCUGCGUUUUACCCCCACGACAACAGAGAACAUUAGUUGCAAAAUCCAUUAAAAUGAAACAAGAUGAAAAAGAAGAGGAAUCUUUAAACAAACCAGAGGAUCCAUUGAAGGAGACUGAAGCUGAGGAGAACCCCCUCCACCCAGCUCUCCAUGGAGACGACAGUUUCCCUAGAACACAGCUCCUUCUGAGUACAGCCCAGCUAAUGCAGGAAAAGUACCCCCUGCCUGUGCAGUACAGUAACGUGAACACGUCAGAUUUUAAAUUCACUAAAGAAGAGUACCUUCCAGUCAAUGAUAAGAGUCCAAUGUUUGCUUUAGAUUGUGAAAUGUGUAUGACAAAAGCCAGGCAGUCAGAGCUGACUCGAGUGUCCAUUGUGAAUGAGAAGUUGGAGACUUUAUAUGAUACGCUAGUCAAACCGUACAACAGAAUCACCAAUUAUCUCACAAAGUAUAGUGGUAUCACAAAGGAACUGCUGGAUCCUGUAACCACGCGCUUGUCUGAAGUACAGAAGAAAAUCCAGGAACUACUGCCAGCAGACGCCAUUCUGUGUGGGCAGUCGCUGGGGGGAGACUUACGGGCUGUCAAGAUGUAUCAUCCCUACGUGAUCGAUACUAGCUGUAUUUACAACCUCACUGGACGAGCCGGAAUGAAGACUGGACUGAAAAGACUGACGGAAAUGUUUGUUAGGGAGAAAAUUCAGGAGGGCACAGAGGGCCACGACUCUGUAGAGGAUUCAGUAGCCACGAUGAAACUAGUUCAACACAAACUCAAGCAUAAUUUAAACUACGGAGACGUGAGGAUGGGAUGGACGGCAAUAGACUCUAAUCCUGAAGAAGUGGCUGAUGAGAAAGAGCCUGAGUUCAAACUGAUCAAAAUGGAGGAAUCAGAUGAAAAUAUCGAACUUAACCCCCUGCCAAAACACAUCAUUUCUAGACAAAGCGCUUUCUUCAGAAUGGAGAAGUACUUCAACAGCAUGUUUGAAGUUCUACAGAAGUAUGGCAGGACAGCUGCUAUGGUAACAGACCAGGAGACAGUAAAGAAGUUUGGAAUGGAUAAUGGCGUGAUUGGCAUAGAGUCAGACUCAGACAAAAAAACCAAAUCACUCGUGAAAUCUCAUGUGCAGUUUCAUGAUUUUGUUUACUGUAGUUUUGACAAUUAUCUUACCCACUUAAAUGAGAACACAACAGAGGAAAAAAUUGUGCAUUGCUUAGAGAAAAUGGACAAUAGGGUGGGGAAGAUUUUGAAGAAUGUGAAACAGAACUCUCUAGUGAUUGUGAUAGUUCCUGGACGUUCCAACCAAAGACAGGAGCAUUCUGGGACUACAUUUGUCAAAAUUAAAGAAUGAAAUUAA
Ostrea edulis (European flat oyster) is the source of this 2095-nucleotide messenger RNA. Its product is annotated as RNA exonuclease 5-like. Gene Ontology annotation, molecular function: exonuclease activity; nucleic acid binding. The coding region runs from base 137 to 2089 and encodes 650 amino acids. The transcript is spliced from 14 exons. Gene Ontology annotation, cellular component: nucleus. The record is from RefSeq and is a predicted model, not a curated record. Lineage: Eukaryota; Metazoa; Mollusca; Bivalvia; Ostreida; Ostreidae.